Messenger RNA from Argiope bruennichi, 483 nucleotides. RefSeq lists its product as uncharacterized. NCBI's taxonomy places the organism in Eukaryota, Metazoa, Arthropoda, Arachnida, Araneae, Araneidae. The record is from RefSeq and is a predicted model, not a curated record. The coding region runs from base 1 to 483 and encodes 160 amino acids. The transcript has a single exon. Gene Ontology annotation, molecular function: nucleic acid binding.
AUGUUUCAACGAAGUCCAAGAAAGUCUUUGCGGCAAGUUAGUCGUGAGGUAGGCAUUUCAAAAUCAUAUGUGCAUCGCAUCAUGAAACGUUGUCAGUGGAGAAGCUACAUUCCAAGAUUAGUCCAUGCUCUUAAUGACGAUGAUCCAGACCGAAGAGUACAGUAUUGCGAUUGGUACUUGGAACGAUGUAACGAAGAUGCACACUUUCCCACAAAGAUUGUGUGGAGUGAUGAGGCCACAUUUAAAUUAAAUGGUUCGAUUAACAGACGCAAUUGCACCUACUGGGGACCUGAGAAUCCACAUGUUAUGGUUGACCACCAUGUUAAUUUACCAGGAAUUACAGUGUGGUGUGGCUUUUUCUUUUUUGAUGCUACUGUGACUGGUCCUGUUUACUUGAACUUGCUGCAACAGUCUGUCAUACCAAGCAUUAGAGAGGUCUUUGAACAGGAUGAGUUUUAUUUCCAGCAAGAUGGGGAUACCUAA